AUGAGAGCUCGUCCGGCUGACCCCUCUUGCCCAAGUGUGGUAGAGCUCCUCGAGCCGUCACAGGCAGUGGAGUUUGUGAGGAGAUGUGAUGUCUGUGAGGUGGACUUGCACACUAAAGAAGCUAGUGAUGCACACUUUUUGUCUGAAGAUCACGAAACGGCUCAGCUGACACUUCCUCUACCAACCGCAGUGCACGACGCCAUUGAUCACUCGAUGAUGCCUACGGCUGCUGUUCCAUUACAAAGGAAGGAUGAGCGAACAGAUUUCACAUGCAAGCUGUGUGGAAGGAAAUUUUUGGACAUGGAGCCGUUGGUGGCUCACAUUCGAUUAGAGCACGAACGUGAUCAUCCACCGGGAAUCACUCGUCCAGCAGCCAGGACGGCUCCGAUACACUAA
This is a messenger RNA of Cooperia oncophora, 396 nucleotides long. Lineage: Eukaryota; Metazoa; Nematoda; Chromadorea; Rhabditida; Trichostrongylidae. The record is from the annotation of a GenBank genome assembly.